Molecule: messenger RNA, 8501 nt
Organism: Prionailurus viverrinus (fishing cat)
Lineage: Eukaryota; Metazoa; Chordata; Mammalia; Carnivora; Felidae
Gene: NFE2L1
Product: NFE2 like bZIP transcription factor 1
Exons: 6
Coding region: 619-2961 (780 amino acids)
Biological process (GO): regulation of transcription by RNA polymerase II
Cellular component (GO): nucleus
Molecular function (GO): DNA-binding transcription factor activity, RNA polymerase II-specific; RNA polymerase II cis-regulatory region sequence-specific DNA binding
Source: RefSeq, a predicted model, not a curated record
GUGAGGGUGGGUCAAGGCCGGCCGAGUAGCACUUGUUCGCUGUUGCCCCAGAAGGCUAGAAGCCCAGGCGCCGACAGCGGGCAUGGCGACUUGGUCCCAGCCGGACUCGGGUUUCUCUGGAAACCCCCCUGGUAAGUGUGGAGGAGGCGGGACACUCUGACCCAAGACAAAAGGCCUGUAGCUCCAGCCAAAGAAAAUAAACCUUAGGGAGAAAGAAAAAAAAAAAAAAAAUCCAUCAGCUGUUCCUGAGAACAGCCUGCAGUGGAAUCCACAGAGAGGACAACUGACGUGAGUGAGGAAAUGACUGUAUGUGGACUGUGGAGACAGUAAGUCACGUGGGCCCUGAGGGCCUGGACUGGGUUAGCAACAGUUGUAUGUGCAGAGGUGAGGUAUCGAGAAGGGAAAAGUGAAUGUGGUCUGGAGUGUGGCCUUGGCUUCACAGGGCGUGCUUUCCUCUGAGGCCAUCCAGGAGCUCAGCCCCUGUGUUCUGCCAGGGUGGGAUACAGGGUUUGGCCCUGAGGAGGGUACCUUGCUGGCUGGAGCAGCAGAGCAGUGGCCUUGAUUUGUCUUUUGGAAGAUUUAAAAACCAAAAAGCAUAAACAUUCUGGUCCUUCAGCAAUGCUUUCUCUGAAGAAAUACUUAACGGAAGGACUCCUCCAGUUCACCAUUCUGCUGAGUUUGAUUGGGGUGCGGGUGGACGUGGAUACUUACCUGACCUCACAGCUCCCCCCGCUCCGGGAGAUCAUCCUGGGGCCCAGUUCUGCCUAUACUCAGACCCAGUUCCACAACCUGAGGAACACCUUGGAUGGCUAUGGUGUCCACCCCAAGAGCAUAGACCUGGACAAUUACUUCACUGCCCGGCGGCUCCUGAGUCAGGUGAGGGCCCUGGACAGGUUCCAGGUGCCCACCACUGAGGUAAACGCCUGGCUGGUCCACCGGGAUCCGGAGGGGUCUGUCUCUGGCAGCCAGCCCAGCUCAGGCCUUACCCUCGAGAGUUCCAGUGGCCUCCAAGAUGUGACAGGCCCGGACAACGGGGUGCGAGAAAGCGAAACGGAGCAGGGAUUCAGUGAAGAUUUGGAGGAUUUGGGAGCUGUAGCCCCUCCAGUCAGUGGAGACCUAACCAAAGAGGACAUAGAUCUGAUUGACAUCCUUUGGCGACAGGAUAUUGACCUGGGGGCUGGGCGUGAGAUUUUUGACUAUAGUCAUCGCCAGAAGGAGCAGGAUGUGGACAAGGACCUGCAAGAUGGAGCGGAGCAGGACGACACCUGGUCAGGCGAGGGUGCAGAAGCUCUGGCACGAAACCUGCUAGUGGAUGGAGAAACGGGGGAGAGCUUCCCUGCACAGGUGCCUGGUGGGGAGGACCAGACGGCCCUGUCCCUGGAAGAGUGCCUUAGGCUGCUGGAGGCCACCUGCCCCUUUGGGGAGAAUGCUGAGUUUCCAGCAGACAUUUCCAGCAUAACAGAAGCAGUGCCUAGCGAGAGCGAGCCCCCAGGCCUUCAGAACAACCUCUUGUCUCCUCUCCUGACGGGGACAGACUCGCCAUUUGAUUUGGAGCAGCAGUGGCAAGAUCUCAUGUCUAUUAUGGAAAUGCAGGCCAUGGAAGUGAACACUUCAACAAACGAGAUCCUGUACAGUGCCCCUCCUGGAGACCCCCUGAGCACCAACUACAGCCUUGCCCCCAACACUCCCAUCAAUCAGAAUGUCAGCCUGCAUCAGGCGUCCCUGGGGGGCUGCAGCCAGGACUUCUCACUCUUCAGUCCCGAGGUGGAGAGCCUGCCUGUGGCCAGCAGCUCCACGCUGCUCCCGCUGGUCCCCAGCAAUUCCACCAGCCUCAACUCCACCUUUGGCUCCACCAACCUGGCGGGGCUCUUCUUUCCACCCCAGCUCAACGGCACAGCCAACGACACAGCAGGCCCCGAGCUGCCUGACCCGCUGGGGGGCCUGUUAGACGAAGCCAUGCUGGACGAGAUCAGCCUGAUGGACCUGGCCAUCGAAGAGGGCUUUAACCCUGUGCAGGCCUCCCAGCUCGAGGAGGAGUUUGACUCUGACUCAGGCCUCUCCUUGGACUCCAGCCAUAGCCCUUCCUCCCUGAGCAGCUCAGAAGGCAGCUCCUCUUCCUCCUCCUCUUCCUCCUCCUCCUCCUCCUCUUCCUCCUCGUCCUCUUCCUCGUCCUCUUCUUCCGCUUCUUCCUCCUUUUCUGAGGAAGGUGCUGUUGGCUACAGCUCUGACUCUGAGACCCUGGAUCUGGAAGAGGCCGAGGGCGCCGUGGGUUACCAGCCUGAGUAUUCCAAGUUCUGCCGCAUGAGCUACCAGGAUCCGUCUCAGCUCUCCUGCCUGCCCUACUUGGAGCAUGUGGGCCACAACCACACGUACAACAUGGCGCCCAGCGCCCUCGACUCUGCCGACCUGCCGCCGCCCAGCGCCCUCAAGAAAGGCAGCAAGGAGAAACAGGCCGACUUCCUCGACAAGCAGAUGAGCCGUGAUGAGCAUCGAGCCAGAGCCAUGAAGAUCCCCUUCACCAACGACAAAAUCAUUAACCUGCCCGUGGAGGAGUUCAACGAGCUGCUGUCCAAGUACCAGCUGAGCGAGGCCCAGCUGAGCCUCAUCCGCGACAUCCGGCGCCGGGGCAAGAACAAGAUGGCCGCCCAGAACUGCCGCAAGCGCAAGCUGGACACCAUCCUGAACCUGGAGCGGGAUGUGGAGGACCUGCAGCGCGAUAAGGCUCGCCUGCUGCGGGAGAAGGUCGAGUUCCUCCGGUCCCUGCGGCAGAUGAAGCAGAAGGUCCAGAGCCUGUACCAGGAGGUGUUUGGGCGGCUGCGGGAUGAGAACGGGCGGCCCUAUUCGCCCAGUCAGUACGCACUCCAGUAUGCCGGGGACGGCAGUGUCCUCCUCAUUCCCCGCACCCUGGCUGACCAGCAGGCCCGGCGACAGGAGAGGAAGCCAAAGGACCGAAGAAAGUGAGCCCGGGAGGAGAGGGGGGUUGACGCUCACCGGGACGGAAACUGAAGGGCUGGGCCUGGGCCUGGACCUGGACCUACAGCGGGGACUUAAACGCCUUCUUAUCCAACAGAUCUUCUCAGACGGGAGAAACUGCGGGUCAGUGGACAGGAAGAGGAGGGCGCAGGCGCUGUCUGGCUCCGCUCCCCCCCGGUGGGGGUGGGGUGGGGCGGAGGGGGCCAGACCGUUUUGGGUGGACAGGGUCCUCCCCUGCUGUUUCCUUUGAGGGAGGGGGUGGUGCUGGCCUUGCUGCAGGCCGACCGAGGGGAAGAGGGAGGACCGUGAGAGGAAAGGUGUAGAAAGUCUCAUUCCUGGAAGGAAGGAGGGAUGGAAAGGGGUAAAAAACAAAAACAAAAACAAAAAACAACCCCAAAAAAAUCAAAGCGGGAAGAAAAUCAAAGGGCAGGUUAAAGGUCGGCUCUGGCCAGGAUUCCAGGCAGCGGGAUUUAGGUGGGACUAGGCCACAGGCACCAGUAAACCCUACUUCACCCCACGGGAGGGUGGAACACGAGGUGGGAUCUGGGAGGGGCUCUGUAGGCUCCUGCUGCUCCUGCCUUGGGGCAGCACUGAAGGGGAGCCUUGGAGGUCUCCUGGAAUGUUCUCAGUCGUCGGGGAGCCGCUGGGACCCAACACUGGCUUGGAGGGUUUGGGUCCAAGAGCAGGGCGAAUGGGAAAGGGUCACGAGGCCCCAGUGUCGCAGCAGCCCCAGCACCAAGCAUGUCACUCACUGCCCCGCCACUCCGUCUCACCCGGUGCCCAGUCCCCCCUGAGCUGAGGCGCCCCCAGUUUCCAUCAGAGCCUGCAUGCCAAUGCUGUUCUCUUGCCCCUCCCCGCCGCCUGGAGCUCUUAUGCAGCUGGGGUGCCGCCUCGAGGAGGGGGGAUGAUGUGGAGAAGCCAGGCAGCAUUCAGCACAACACUGGGGGGUGACCCUUCCCUCAGGUCUCCCCUGCCAACCACUGGGCAUGUCACUGGAAGACAAACCACAAAACCCAGCAACAAAAACUAGUCCUCUUAGAAUUUCUUGCGCUUUGAUUUUUUUAGGGCUUGAACCCUGUAUCACUUUAUAGGGUCUAGAAUGCUUGUGUUGAGUAAAAGGAGAUAACCCCAAUAUUCAAAGCUGCUAAAUGUUCUCUUUGCCAUAAAGACUCCGUGUAACUGUGUGAACACUUGGGAUUUUUCUCCUCUGUCCCGAGGUCUCCGUCUGCUUUUUUUUUUUGGGUUUCUUUCUAGAAUGAGAAGUGCAUGUAAUGGGGGCUGAGAGCACCUCCCCCUAGGCUCUCGGCCACGGGCUGCUUCUCCACACCCCCAUCUUAGCAAAGGCCCCAGGCAGGAGGACUGCCUGGGGGAGGCAGAGAGGGGAGCGCCAAGGUGGCCAGAUGGUUCCAGGACCACAGUGUCUUUAUUUUUAACUGUUUGCCACUGCUGCCCCCACCCCUGCCUGGCUCUGGAGUACAGUCAGCCCCAGGCGAGCAGGAGUGAGUUGUUGGGGGAGAAGUCCUGAUUCUCCUCCCCUCCCCGCUUGGCAGGGGUGAGGGGUGCACUCUAAAUGAGCAGUAGGGAUAGAAGGCACGAGCCUGGGAAGUGCUUUUAUAAAUUAUUUUCCUUGUAGAUUUUAUUUUUAAUUUAUCUCUGACCUGCCAGGGAGAGGGGAGAGAGAGAGAGAGAAAGAGAGAGAGAGAGAUGCUGUGAGCACAUGACAAAAUAAAAUAAAAUAAAAUGGAUGAUUCAUUCUCAAGUGCAAUUUUUCCCUACUUUGAAUAAAAAACCCUGACCCCAUGAGGGGAGGACUGGCCAUUGUGUGGCUAAGGCAGAGCUUACAGGGGAAGGUGGGUGGAGAACAGGGGAGGUUGACGAUGAGGAAUUUAGAAACACAAAAAGUCUUAGGUGGGUAUUAAAAAAACUCUUAAGUGGAUAUUAAACCUUCCAAGCAGGUGUUGGCACCUCUCCGCAGGGUUUGCCAAGCUGAAUCCUCUGGGGAAGGAUUCCGAGUCCUUUUGGCCGCUUUCUGCUGGGACUGGGCUAGGCAGGCGGAGGUGCUCUCACCUGGUCCAGCGGUGUGUUCGCCUGUGAAACGCCGCAUUUUUAAAUCUUGACCACGCUGUUGCUUCUCUGGUGGCCCCACCUGCCAGAGAGGCGCAGCGCAUCGGAGGGCGGUCACACCAAUGACAAUGAAAACCUGGGAGGUCGACGAGACCAGCACAUGCCAAGCGCUGGCGCUGGCGUGUGUCAGCAGGGCCACAGAACCGGGGAAGCAGGAGGCUAGACUCCAGGGGUUAAGGCAUCAGAAAGCCUCCCUGGCUGAGGUGAACAGACUCUGGUCUCUCUCAAAACACCUCCUUUAAUACCAAGCUUCCGGAAGAGCUGAAUGCCCCCAGGUACUUGGUGCUUGCUGGAACCGCCACCACAUCUUGGGGUAGGUGCUUAGCAGACGCUCACCUGGCAGCCUGUGAAAUUACUGGACGAGGCUUAGGACCAGAAGCUGUGAUCCCCAUAGUGGAACCUGUGACCUUGAACUCCAGUGUACCAUCCGGCUUAGAGCGGCAGUCCUUCCAUGAUGCUACUGGAGUAUCCCAAGGGGCGGGAUAGAAUUCUGGGAAUAACAUCAAUUUGUUUCAGUUUACAAUGGCUUUUUAAAACCGCCAUCUCUAGUUGGAAAGCGUUGGUCAUCUCAAACAAGAGCUCUUUCCUAGUCAGGAGUGAACUAAGGUCUGUAAGCCAUACAAAACCAGCAUUCUUAAAAAGAGAAGGACUAAACAUUAACAACUUUAAUUCGUGCUGGUAAAAAGUACAAAUUACGUAUAGAAGAGUAAAUCGUGAGAAGUAAAGCUCUGGAGAGGCCUGUUUUUGUAUCCCUUCUAGAAAUGUGUAUAUGCAUUUUUGUCUGUUUAAGGACACGAUCAGGUUGUAACUUUUACCUUGUUUUGCAACUUUUUUAACCUAACAUAUUUAAGUAUUUUUCGAGAGAAAAAUUCCUCUCACCCUGUUAGUGUUGCCCCUGGCCUGAGAAAGUAUAUUUUUGUCUCUCCUCCCCGCUGUCCCCUUACGGAGAGAUGCACAGUUAUGUCUAGGAUCCCGCUGAUUAGCUUGGCUUUGGGCCAAGUUGGUCAGCACUUGCUGUGGGGUUGACCUCUUUUUGCUGCUGGCAGGUGGAGUGGGUGCUCCGGCUUCAAGGCUUCUUCUGGCAGGAAGAUCUGAGGACUCAAGUAAGGCCUGUCAAAGAGCUGCUGCACCUCCGACAAGAAGUGAGAAGGGGUCUUAGACUUGGCAGGGAGAUGAACAGGCCUCAGAGUUAACUGAGGACCAAACUUCCGGGUGACCUGCUUGGGUGGGGGCAGAAGCCUGGCUUUACCUUGGCUUCAGCCUAGGUUCCAUUCAAAGAGAUUUUUUCCCCCACAUCCUAAUUCACGUAAGCACUGGGAAAUAGACCCAUUCAUUUCCAGCCUCUGCCCUGCACAGAUCUCACCAGUGGAGCUGGGGUCACUAUUUCAGGGUCAAUAAAAAUAGGAGAGAUCUAGAACUGAGGGGAAAUACAGUGAUCUAGAGAAGGUUCAGUGUCACCAAGACUUGGCCUCCAUGGCGGAAUCCCUGCCCUGACUAGGUAAAGCUGAAGAGCAACUAGUCAAACAGCCGGUGGACGGGAAGUACUUCCCCUGGAGCCCUGACUUCCUCGGGCAGCCCUCGGCCCUUUUACAAGCCCCAACUACACCAGGCCUUGCCGCUUCUUAGGUUUCUUUGGCAAAUAGCUGGAAAAACAAGUGCCUUACAGGAAAAUAACAUCCCCACCACCUUCAUUCACAUCUCCUACCUCACCCAGCAGGCAAUGACCUAGAGCUCCGGCUUCGGCUCCAACUAACCAGUUUCAUGGCAUGGCCAGCAAGAAGUUCACUUCCUUAUCAGCACUACCCACCUGCAAGCACAGGCACCAGAUUGCUGGCUGCCUCUCUGGAGGUCCUGUUCCCAACCAAGUGUAGAAAUUCUCUAGCAAAACCGACGUGCUUCAUUGUCAUGAGUGGUUAACCUUGUUUUCCUAUCGUCCAUCUGGGAUAAGAAAAGGAUGCAGACCUUCGGUUUGUCAAGGUAACAAGAACCUUUCUUUCACCUUUCACUUUUUUCUCAGAGGCCAGCGAUCCUCCUCGCCUCUAGUUCUGAACUUCGAAAUGCAGACGGAGCAUGUGGGGACUUGGGAUGCACAUGGAACUUAGCACCCGAUUUAAGUUUCGGUCCUUGCUAUGGCCAGGACUUUGAAGGUUCAGGUCAGCCUGACUCAGCUGAGAUACAGAAUUUAGUGCACAAAACUGUCUGGAGGAGUGAGUGUCUGGGCCCCCACUGAAGAGGUGUGUUCUCAAAAUCAGUUGGAUAGAAACCCUGUCUUCCUUUUUUGAGUACACAAACAUUGCAGAAACUCUUAAAGCUGGUUUCUUUUCCAGUCUAACUGCAGAAUGGAGAUGGGCCGCAUAGUAUUUAUUACUUAAUUCCAGACGCUCUUUCAACCAAGGAAAGAAAACCCAGUUGGGAGAGAGGCAGAGAAAAGGCCGAGGAGUUGGUGCUCCGCCUUUUGUUUUAAACACAGACUUAAUUAGGCUAAUUCAGUUGUCUUAAACCUUCCAAUCCUCAACUAGGGGCGCCAGCAGUAAUUUAAACAAUGGGCCAGUGUCCCACAGCUGGGCCCUAAAGUUGCCCAGUCUGACCUGAGGCUCUGCAAACAGGAAAUGGCAGGAUUGGUCAAAGUCAACUGCAAUUUUAAAUUCCUUGUGGGGUAAACAGUGGCUUUGGUACUAUCACAAACCAUCAAGCAAACCAACAGUGCAGAUCCAGACGUACUAUUGAAUAUGUUAACACAAACUAAUAUAAACAAAAAUUAUAGAACUGAACCAUCAGCAUCUAUUGUAAACUUAAUGUUUCAGCCUUGCCUCAGAGUCCUGCUGCCUCACUGGCCUAAGCAAAAGAAAAAAAAAAAAAAAAGAAAGAAAGAAAGAAAGAAAGAAAGAAAGAAAGAAAGAAAAAAGCCUUCAGAAACAAUACUUGCUCUACCUGCUUCCACAGAGCAGAGCCAGCUACACUUUUAAUUCUGGUGCAGGAUGGUUUUAUUUCAGAUUUCGUUGGCUUUCAAUAUCCAGCAGUGUACGGCAGCAGGAAGCUCCCAAGGCCAAGGUCAAUUAAAAGUCAUCCAUAGAAGAGAGAUCAGCAAUGGUGAACACAUUGGUUAAAACAGCAAUAACUUCAUAAGAAAACCUCUGUGCUGGAUAGUCGAGCCAAGGUGAUGCACAGAUCAUGGACCGAGGACUGUCAGGGGAAUCUUAAGCUCUGCUAUCAAGCUUCCUUAACCACACACCAGAACACCCGGAUGCCUCUACUUGAUUGCUUCCUACUGCCAAAAGGCAAGAUGAAGCCAAGACUCCUUCCUUUGCUGGCUUGGUAGUGGAAUUUGUGUUUCAGUCAAGUUCUAGAGGAGGGGAAACACCGAGCCUGACUUCAUUCAGUCCUGUCAGCUGUAAAUACUUUUU